Branchiostoma floridae (Florida lancelet) is the source of this 3337-nucleotide messenger RNA. Its product is annotated as zinc finger protein 845-like. NCBI's taxonomy places the organism in Eukaryota, Metazoa, Chordata, Leptocardii, Amphioxiformes, Branchiostomatidae. The record is from RefSeq and is a predicted model, not a curated record. Gene Ontology annotation, molecular function: RNA polymerase II cis-regulatory region sequence-specific DNA binding; DNA-binding transcription factor activity. The transcript is spliced from 3 exons. The coding region runs from base 154 to 2124 and encodes 656 amino acids. Gene Ontology annotation, biological process: regulation of transcription by RNA polymerase II.
UACUCGGAGAGUCGAGAGUGACAGCGGUUUGGAAAAGUUCCCGUCCUUCCGAAGCUAAAAUCAAAACUUUUGCGGCUUUAGAGGCCACCUACUGGUGUUUGUGUGCAAGACUAGGGUUCAAGUUUGUUCAGAAGUUGCACAAGAUCUAGGAGGAUGUCGACAACAAGCGGAGCCCAGAGUUCGGGAGACACCAGGAAAAGGGUGAAAAAGGGUUCCUCUGUGCGAUCUGUCAGAGAGGAGAAACGCUACAGGUGUGAGGAGUGCAGCAGGCAGUUCAGUCAUCUUGGUAAUCUGAAAGCUCACAUUAGGACUCACACUGGUGAGAAACCCUACAGGUGUGAGGAGUGCAGCAGGCAGUUUAGUCAGCUGGGUCAUCUGAAAAGUCACAUCCAAACUCACACAUGUGAGAAACCCUACAUGUGUGAGAAGUGCAGCAAGCCGUUUAAUCAGCUGUGUGAUCUGAAGACUCACAUGCGGACUCACACAGGUGAGAAACCCUACAAGUGUGAGGAGUGCAGAAGGCAGUUCAGUCAGCUGGGUGAUCUGAAGAAACACGUGCGGACUCACACUGGAGAGAAGCCCUACAGGUGUGAGGAGUGCAGCAGGCAGUUUAGUCGGCUGGGUCAUCUUAAGAGUCACAUACGGACUCACACAGGGGAGAAACCCUACAAGUGUGAGGAGUGUAGCAGGCAGUUCAGUGAGCGGAGAGAUCUGAAGAGACACAUGCGGACUCACACAGGGGAGAAGCCCUUUAAGUGUGAGGAGUGUAGCAAGCAGUUCAGUCUGCUGGGUAAUCUGAAGAAACACACGCGGACUCACACAAGGGAGAAACCCUACAGGUGUGAGGAGUGCAGCAGGGAGUUCUCUCGGCUGGAUACUAUGAAGAAACACAUGCGGACUCACACAACAGGACUUGUACCAUUACACAAGAUCAGAAAGAUGUCAACAACAAGCAGUCGGUGUGAGGAGUGCAACAAGCAGUUCAGUCGACUGGAUAGCCUGAAGAGUCACAUGCGGACUCACACAGGGGAGAAACCCUACAGAUGUGAGGAGUGCAGCAGGCAGUUCAGUCAGCUGAGUGCUCUGAAGACUCAUAUACUUACUCACACUGGGGAGAAACCUUACAAGUGUGAGGAGUGUAGCAGGCAGUUCAGUCUCCUGAGUAUUUUGAAGAUUCACAUGCGGACUCACACAGGCGAGAAGCCCUACAGGUGUGAGGAGUGCAGUAAACAAUUCAGUCAGCAGAUUGCUCUUAAGAUUCACAUGCGGACUCACACAGGUGAGAAACCCUACAGAUGUGAGGAGUGCAGCAAGCAGUUUAGUCAGCUGAGUGACUUGAAAACUCAUGCACGGACUCACACAGGGGAGAAACCCUACAAAUGUGAGGAGUGCAGCAGGCAGUUUGGCAGGCUUGAUCAUCUGAAGAGUCACAUGCAGACUCACACGGGUGAGAAACCCUACAGGUGUGAGGAGUGCAGCAGGCAAUUCUGUAACCUUGGUAGUCUGAAGAGUCACAUGCGGACUCACACAGGGGAGAAACCCUACAAGUGUGAGAAGUGCAGCAGGCAGUUUAGUCAGCUGGGUGCUCUGAACAGUCACAUGCGAACUCACACAGGUGAGAAACCCUACAGGUGUGAGGAGUGCAGCAAGCAGUUUGGCAGGCUGGAUCAUCUGAAGAAUCACAUGCGGUCUCACACAGGUGAGAAACCCUACAGGUGUGAGGAGUGCAGCAUGCAGUUCUGUCAGCUUGGGAAUCUGAAGGCUCACAUGCGGACUCACACAGGGGAGAAGCCUUACAAGUGUGAGGAGUGCAGCAGGCAGUUUAGUCAGCUGGGUGCUCUGAACAGUCACAUGCGGUCUCACACAAGGGAGAAACCCUACAGCUGUGAAGAGUGCAGCAAGCAGUUCAGUCAACUAGGUAAUCUGAAGACUCACAUGCGGUCUCACACAGGUGAGAAACCCUACACGUGUGAGGAGUGCAGCAGGCAGUUUAGUGUGCUACGUUCUUUGAAAAUCCACAUGCGGACUCACACUGGGGAGAAACCCUACAAGUGUAAAGAGUGCAGCAAGCAGUUCAGUCAGCUGGUUAAUUUGAAGUCACACAUGAGGACUCACAAAGAGUGAGAAGCCUACAAGUGUGAGGAGUGUAGCAAGUAGUUUGCUAAGUUCUUUGAAAACCCAGGGCCACAUGCGGACUCACACAUGGCAAAGAACCCUACAAGUCCAUUGACCGCAGCAAGCAGUUCAGCGAGUAUUUUGUGAAUCAUAGUGGAACACAAACAACACAAACAAUUGGACUUACCAAACUUUUAGACUGACCAACUCCAUAUCUUUCAAGGAUUGAAGAAUCCACCGCUUCUACCAUGGACUUUCUGCAUCUUAUGAUCCAGUGUUUCAUAUGAUUUAUUUGUUGAAGGCGACAGCACGAAAGUGGUUACUUGCUCAUUCCCCGGCAAAGACUGGAGUUGGACAAGUCGGAAAAGUCCAGUUGUUGCGUAAGACUUUGAUUCGGCAUUGUCAUUUUGGUUUGACAUAAUUCAGGUGGUGUUAUAGAAUUAGAUAAAGAUGUUUGUCUUGUUGUAAGCGUAUCGUGUUCAAGUUGACUUCCUAUCUUUAAACUUCUUGUUUGAUUAGUUUUCUAACUGAAACUUAGUUUUAGUAAGUAGAACUUAACAUUGUUUUGUCAUUGUUUUUUGUUGUUGUUCACUGGAACUUAGCAUUGUUAUUGAAGUAGAAAUUACUUUAGCAUUUGUUGGGUAAACCAGAACUUAGAAUAGUUUUCGUUAACUGGAACUUAACGUUGUUUUUGUAGACUAGGACUUAAUAUUGUAUUGUUUUUGUAAACUAGAACUACGUUUAUUGUCUACAAGGAAAAAGAGUACCUUCUUCACGAGUGAACUUGAGAUGAUGAUAAAUGUUAUGUCAUUUUUCUCUUCUAUGAAUAGUUACUCUUGCUACGUUAUGUAACAUGUUAUAGUUUAGUCUCCCAGUUCGACCUUAGAGAGAGGGAGAACAAGAAAACUAUCAGAAGUUCUAAGAAAUUUGUAAGAUAAGUUCGUUUAUGCAUGUCGUGUGUAAGCAACUGAAGUUCUAAACUUGCUUACCAUGCUCAUGUUUUGUUGUUAGAAAGUUGACGUUUUUAAGUCUUUUGUAAUGAUGUAGGAUCUAGCACAUAUUCUUUAUGCAUACUAGUUGUAUUAGAUAUUAUAUUCUAGUAGUCGUAGAUUUGAGAUGGAAGUCAUUCAUUUCCCAAAUAAAGUCACUUGUUUCUUGUGCACUUGUGUAUAGCUGUCAAUUUAGGAAUAUGGCUUAAGUGUCGGCAUAGCUGUAGAUUAUA